CUUGCUCUCUAUAAAUAUAUAUAUAUAUACACUUAUUUAUCAGAUUAUUAUAACCCCCCUCCCCUCAACCUCUUUGAAUUGAUCUGUCAUCGGCCGCCGUCGAUUUGGAAUAAAAAGUUCAAAGCUCGCCUUCCUUCCUCGCCGGCCGAAAGAUGCCCUAUCCGUCACAGACCUUGGAGCCUCUCGGUUCUACACUGCUCCCCGGUUUGGACAAGUGCGGCAACCUUUUCAAUGGCAUAAGACCGCAUCCUUCAUGGCGAAGGCUAAAGCCAUCAUCGUCGUGGGCGUUGUCGCAGAGGCCGCUGUCCGCAGUAGCAUUAGAUCAGUCAUACUCGAAUCCGAAGAAUCUUCCGGCCAUCCGUCCGAUUCUGAAGAAGAAACAUUCCGAAAAGGCCUCAGCGAUCGCCCCGGAGAAACUGGACGAGUGGAUGAACGAAUCUAUUUGUGAGAUAGUGAAGAGCAUAGGAGAAGCACCAUCCUUGUUUCACAUAUUCUCGGGAGCGGCAGCGGGAGCGGGGGAUGGAGACCGAGCAGCUGGGUCGUCGACAUCACCUUCUCCAUCAUCAUCCUCAUUGAGGCUGGAGAGAGAACCUGCAUUGGCGGAUAAGUGGCCGCACAUCACAAGGGGAUGGGAUGAAGGGAAGCCUAUCCCUGAUGGGAUCCUUCUUGUGGAGGCAAUCGAGGCAGGAGACAUGGAAGUACGGCAGGAUGGAGCUAAUGGUAUCAGGACUUGGGGCCUUCUGAUCCAAGGCCGAGGGAUGGAUUGUGCCUCCUGCUACCUCCUCAAAACAUGUCGGGUUCAAGGCCCGGCUGGUUUUUGUACCCACUUCAAUUUGAUCAAGGCCCAAUGCUUUGGUGAUCCUGCGGAAGUGCAGUUCAAGAAAGCAUGGCUAGUAGGUUGAACUUUUAUUAAUGCUCUUCCAUGGCUCUCAUAAGCCCUCUCGGUUAUGUCAUUUCAUUAUUUUUAUUAUUAUAUUUUCUUUGGGACAUAGCUUAUUUCCCUUGCAAAGUGUACAUCAUAUAGUGAUUGUGUUUUAUUUUUCUCAACCA
Messenger RNA from Dioscorea cayenensis subsp. rotundata (Guinea yam), 1050 nucleotides. RefSeq lists its product as uncharacterized. Bases 153 to 902 code for a protein of 249 amino acids. The transcript is spliced from 2 exons. NCBI's taxonomy places the organism in Eukaryota, Viridiplantae, Streptophyta, Magnoliopsida, Dioscoreales, Dioscoreaceae. The record is from RefSeq and is a predicted model, not a curated record.